AUGGUGGGUGCGGGGGCCCGGCUGGCGCCGCUCCUCCUGCUCCUCACCACCUUUCCAGGGCAGUGCCCGGCGGGCGAGCUGGAGGCCCCGGCGGAGGUGACGGUGGUGCUGGGGCAGGACGCCGAGCUGCCCUGCUUCUACCGGGGCGAGCCCGGCGAGCGCGUGGAGCAGGUGGCCUGGGCCCGGGUUGGGGCCGGGGAGCUGGCGCUGCUCAACGCGCAGUACGGGCUGCACGUGAGCGAGGCCUACGCCGGGCACGUGGCCCUGCCCGCCCGCCCGCAGCCCCGGGACCCGGCCGACGGCGCCAUCCUGCUGCGCAACGCCGUGCAGGCCGACGAGGGCGACUACGAGUGCCGCGUCAGCACCUUCCCGGCCGGCAGCUUCCAGGCCCGGCUCAACCUCCGGGUGCUCGUGCCCCCGCUGCCCACGCUGAACCCGGGGCCGCCGCUGGAGGAGGGUCAGGGCCGGACGCUGGCGGCCUCCUGCACGGCCGAGGGCAGCCCGGAGCCCACGGUGUCCUGGGAGACGCCGGUCAAGGGCUCGGCCACCAGCCGCUCGGCCGCCCGGCCCCGCUCGGCCGCCGUGACCACCGAGUUCCACCUGGUGCCCAGCCGCGGCAUGAACGGGCAGCCGCUCACCUGCGUCGUGUCUCACCCCGGCCUGCCCGAGGACAAGAGGAUCACCCACCGGCUCCGCGUGGCCUACCUGGCCGAGCCGUCCGUGUGGGGCCUGGAGGAGCCCGAAGAGUGGCACGAGGGCAAGGAGGGGGCGAUGCUGAAGUGCCUGGGCGAAGGGCAGCCGCCCCCCUCCUUCAACUGGACCCGGCUGGACGGGCCGCUGCCCGGCGGGGUGCGGGCGGACAAGGGGACCCUCCUGUUCCCCGCCCUCACCCCCGACCUCGGCGGCACCUACGUCUGCCGCGUGAGCAACGCCGUGUCCGCCCGCGAGAGCCGGGUCGUCGUCGACGUCAAAGUUCCGGACACGGAGGGCCCGCCGGUGGACGUGGUGUCGGCGUCGGUGGUGGCGGUGGGCGUCAUCGCCGCCCUGCUCCUCUGCCUCCUCGUGGCCGCCGUGGUGCUCAUGUCCCUCUACCACCGACGCAAGACCCAGAGGCUCUCGCAGAAAUACGAGGAGGAGCUGACCCUGACGAGGGAGAACUCCAUCCGCCGUCUGCACUCCCACCACUCGGACCCCCGGACCCAGGAGGAGAGCGUGGGCCUGAGGGCCGACGGCCACCCGGACAGUCUCAAGGACAACAGCAGCUGCUCCGUCAUGAGCGAGGAGCCCGAGGGCCGCAGCUACUCCACGCUGACCACGGUGCGGGAGAUCGAGACGCAGACGGAGCUGCUGGCGCGGGCGGAGGACGACGAGGAGCAGCAGCGCGACGCGGGCAUCAAGCAGGCCAUGAGCCACUUCGUGCAGGAGAACGGGACCCUGCGAGCCAAGCCCACCGCGGGCAACGGGAUUUACAUCAACGGGCGGGGCCACCUGGUCUGAGCC
Messenger RNA from Ornithorhynchus anatinus (platypus), 1500 nucleotides. It is a transcript of the gene NECTIN4, whose product is annotated as nectin cell adhesion molecule 4. Gene Ontology annotation, biological process: homophilic cell-cell adhesion; heterophilic cell-cell adhesion. The coding region runs from base 1 to 1497 and encodes 498 amino acids. The transcript has 9 exons. Lineage: Eukaryota; Metazoa; Chordata; Mammalia; Monotremata; Ornithorhynchidae. The record is from RefSeq and is a predicted model, not a curated record. Gene Ontology annotation, cellular component: adherens junction.